CAACCGUCAACUGCCGGAUCUCGGAAGUGUCAGCCAUUUUCGUGUUCCAUGUUUUCAUUCUUUUUGUGAUUUUUCUGACACCACGAGAAACACGUUAUUAAUUUUAACUAAAAGCCAAGCAUGGCUCCACGGUAUGAGAUAGCCAUUGGUCUCCAAAGAGGACACAAGACCACGAAAAUUUCCGAGAAAUCUAAAUUGAACAAAAUUCGUCCCGCCAGGUUGAAGGGGAUCCAAACUAAACACACCAAAUUCGUUAGAGAUUUGAUUCGUGAAGUAGUAGGACAUGCUCCCUAUGAGAAGAGAGCCAUGGAAUUGUUGAAGGUUUCUAAGGAUAAGAGGGCACUCAAAUUCUUGAAACGCCGUCUUGGUACACACAUCAGGGCCAAGAGGAAGCGUGAAGAAUUGUCAAACAUCCUUACACAAAUGCGUAAACAACAAGCUACACAUAAGUAGAUUUUUGUAUGACUAAGUAAGAAAUAAAAACUAUUGUUAAAU
Molecule: messenger RNA, 495 nt
Organism: Psylliodes chrysocephalus
Lineage: Eukaryota; Metazoa; Arthropoda; Insecta; Coleoptera; Chrysomelidae
Source: the annotation of a GenBank genome assembly